AAGUGUCGAAAAAUAAAUUUCACUGCAAGGCUGCCCUGGGUGCAUCUUACACGAGUUGUACACGAUACUGAUCUACUUUUUAGAAAAGGUUUCUUUUUUAGUCUUUGAGAAAUAUGGCUCUGAAUAUCGUUGAUUAUCGUCUAAAAAACCAAGUUUGCGAGACAAGUAAAAAAACGUCUCUACAAAUCGAGCAAGAAACAGCCUGGUUUUUUAGACGAUAAUCAACGAUAUUCAGAGCCAUAUUUCUCAAAGACUAAAAAAGAAACCUUUUCUAAAAAGUAGAUCAGUAUCGUGUACANAGUGAGGAAAGGGUUCUGAGAGCCUUGGAAGUGAUAUUCGUGAUCACCGCGAAAUUCUCUAUCGAAUGGUGUAUGAAGCGUCGAAAAAUAAAUUUCACUGCAAGGCUGCCCUGGGUGCAUCUUACUUCAAACUAGUAUAAAAAGUGGAAAAGGAACUUCUCUUAUUAGUGUAGUUGUAGUUCGCGAAGUUGGUGCAAUAUGAAAUAGUUUUACAGUGAGCACUCCCUUCUUGAACAUAUAAAAGAUGAACAUUUUAUGAAAAUAUAAAAUUUGUUCUUUUCUGAUUUUAUUCUCUAAGCGGCAAAACAGAAAAAUGUCUGCUCUUACAGUGAUAUCUAUUAAAAAUCGAAUACAUUGGAAGUAUAUAUAUGCCAAUGUAUGUAUGUAUGCACGAUACAAUCAAAGGAACCGAAAUAAAACAAAAUAAAUUAGAAUUCACUGCGGCAGAGCGACUGAGCGACGGACCGAGCGGCUGAGCGACCGGCUGAACGACAGAGCGACCAGCGACCGACCGAUCGGCCGAACGGCAGAGCGGCCAAGCGACCGUCCUAUAUUUUGGAAUGUUCCUUUAAUAAAUUUUAACAUCGAAUAUUUGCACAAUAAUAGUCUUGAAUUAAAAUCUGAUUAAGUCAAUAGAUAGAGUUCAUCGAGUUAGUUAUAUUAAUAUCGAAUGAUAAUCAGAUGAUAACAACUAAUAACAUCCAAAAACGAUACAAUGUACGCGCUACUCGACUCUCAACGUGAGAUUACGUUUAUAUUUGCUAAAUUUUUUAGUUAGAAAGAUUAAUAUCAUUUUGAGUGUUAGUGACUAGGUUUCGACUGUUAGUAGUCGCUGAUAAGUAUCCACCUGAAUAUUAUUCGACGUUAGUAUAACUAAUUUGGCAAACUCUAUCUAUUCACCUUAUCAAAUUUUAAUUGAAGACUAUUAAUGACUAUCAGCCUAUUUUACAACUGUCUCUUAACAUCUGUACCUUCGAUUUUACAUAUAAAUUAUAGCUUCAGGCUAUUACGUUGUAUUUUUCUUUUGUUCAUUUAGAAAACAGAUAUAAUUAACCCAAAACCAUUAACACGCAAACCAUCAAGUUCAUUAAUUUCUACAUCGUUUGAUUAUAUUCGAAAAAAUUUGACAAAUACAAAAGCAUCAGUAACAUCUUCAGCUGAUUCAACAUUAUCAAGAUUAUCAAAUUUAAUUUCAGACAUGACAACGGGUAGUAGUAGUGAUAAUAAUAAUAAUACACGUUCGUUUUUUAAAAGAAAAAAUUCAUUAACAUUACCUUUCUUAAUUAAUUUGAAUGAUGAAAAUACAAAUAUAAAUAGAAAAUUAUUCGAUCGACAACGAUCAAUGAAAUCAUGUAGUAGAGAAAAAUUAAUAAACGAUGAUCGAAAUAGUAAUCUUGUACAAUUAUCAUCUCAUUAUGGAUCAGAUUUUUUUUAUCCAAAUAAUCAACAUGAAUAUGAUAAUAUUAAUUAUCAUUCGAGAACACCACCACCAUUUUGUACAUGCAGUAAAAAACCAUUAUUACUAGCCGAUGAAGCUUGUCAAUAUCCGUCUUGUGAUGAAGAUGAAUUAGAGGAAAAUAAAACAAAAUUAAAGAAGAAAAUUAAUAAAUUUCAUAAUUCAAAAAUUUCAUUAUUAUAUCGAUCACCACCUUCUACGCCACCUUUACUUCAUCCACCACCACCUGCUCAAUCUUUAUUAUUCCAUAAUUAUUCGUCUACAUCAUCAUCAUCUGACAUAUCGAUUAUAAAUAAUUUUUAUUCUCGUUCAAAAUCAGUACCCUCGUCUGCAUCAUCGUCAAAUGAUCGAAGUGGUAGUUUCGAUAAUACAUUAGUAUUUAAUGAUAAA
Molecule: messenger RNA, 2145 nt
Organism: Didymodactylos carnosus
Lineage: Eukaryota; Metazoa; Rotifera; Eurotatoria; Philodinida; Philodinidae
Source: the annotation of a GenBank genome assembly